CAGUACCGGCCGCCAUCAUUCGUAUUUUGAUUUUGUCCUCCGGCAUCUGCGCGCGCGUCUUGACUCAAUAUUUCAUUUAUUUUUAAUUUCAAAGUUUCGGAUACUAUUAAAGUAAUAGCAAUCAAGAUGAGCAACAACCAGUUUACGAAAGUUUACACUGAUGGAGCCUGUUCAUCAAAUGGCAGGAGUGGAGCACGUGCUGGUUACGGCGUCUACUGGGGACCUGAUCAUCCACUCAACGUGAGUUCCCCGGUCUCAGGAGGCCGGGCCACGAACAACACUGGCGAGAUCCAGGCCGCCACUCGAGCCAUGCAACAAGCAUACGAGAAUGGCAUUCCCAAGGUGGAGAUCAACACAGACUCAAAAUUCCUCAUUGACUCAGCUACAAAAUGGAUGCCAGGUUGGAAACAAAACGGCUGGAAGCUGGCAUCAGGGGAACCGGUGAAGAACGAAAGAGACUUCAGGGAGCUUGAUCGCGCCGCGCGCAACGUCGAGGUCAAAUGGAGACAUGUUCCAUCUCAUCAGGGAGUACAUGGAAACGAAAUGGCAGACAAACUUGCCAAGGCUGGGGCCUCCAAGUAUUAUUAAACUACUUAACAAAAUGUUCCAUUCUAUUGCUCCCCUAUGUCAGAUUUAUAAUGCAAAAUGGGAUGGGGAUAUGUUGAAUGAGACUCGUUUUUCUUUUAUUUUAUUUUGAGUUUUUUCUUCACUAUCGUUAUUUAGUGAGUUUUUGUCAUUACAUUAUUAGUUGUGUUUAUUAACUUUCCAAUUGAUUGAUCAAUGGAAAGUAGGUAUUGAUUUAAGAAGGAUACUUGUAAGGAAAGUAUUUUGAAAACGAUUGUUUAAGUUUGUUGAUUUGUUUUUUUUUUCAUGAUUGGUAGGUAGGUGUGCAAAUGAUUACUCAUUGAGAUGGGAAAGUUUGUGUAGAAUAGUUUUUUUUACUUUUAAUAAAAGUAUACUACUUAUGAAA
Molecule: messenger RNA, 970 nt
Organism: Helicoverpa armigera (cotton bollworm)
Lineage: Eukaryota; Metazoa; Arthropoda; Insecta; Lepidoptera; Noctuidae
Product: ribonuclease H1
Exons: 2
Coding region: 127-588 (153 amino acids)
Biological process (GO): DNA replication, removal of RNA primer
Molecular function (GO): nucleic acid binding; RNA-DNA hybrid ribonuclease activity
Source: RefSeq, a predicted model, not a curated record